AUGCCAGAUUCGUUCCCGUUACCCCGACUGGACGACUGUAUCGACACUAUUGGUGCUGCUAAAAGAGGUCUGCUGGACGGAGAAAGAAGCUCUGGGGCUGAACAUUGUCCUGAAAGAAGAGAAGGGGGAUAUUACAGUGAAAGAAGAGAACAUUUUCGAGUGAAAGAUGAAGAGGGGAUAGAGGCUGUCACAGUGGAAGAAGAGGAGGGGAUAGAGGCUGUCACAGUGGAAGAAGAGGAGGGGAUAGAGGCUGUCACAGUGGAAGAAGAGGAGGGGAUAGAGGCUGUCACAGUGGAAGAAGAGGAGGGGAUAGAGGCUGUCACAGUGGAAGAAGAGGAGGGGAUAGAGGCUGUCACAGUGGAAGAAGAGGAGGGGAUAGAGGCUGUCUCAGUGGAAGAAGCUUUCAGAAUGAAAGAGGAGGAAGAGGCCAUCAGUAUCACAUUGAAAGAAGAGAAGGAUGUUACAGUGAAAGAAGAGACAGAACAUUUUAGAGUGAAAGAUGAAGAGGGGAUAGAGGCUGUCACAGUGGAAGAAGAGGAAGUAGAAGUUUUCAGAAUGAAAAGGGAGGAAGGGGAGGCUGUCACCUUGAAAGAAGAAGAGGAUGUUUUGGGAGAUGAAGGAGAGGAAGACGAGACUGAAGAUCUGAUUAACACCAGAGAGAGACCAGACUCUCACUCUGACAGCGGAAAGAGUCCUUCGGGGGGACCAGACCCAGUGACACCCAAACCAGCGAGACAACACCACUGCUCCCAAUGUGAAAAGAUAUUUUCCCUAUCAUGGGCCCUAAAAAGGCAUGAGAGGACACACACAGGAGAAAGGCCUUUCCAAUGUUCCCAGUGUGGAAAGAGUUUUACUUUGUUAGGAAACCUCAGGGAGCAUAAGAGAAUACACUCUGGAGAGAAACCUUACCACUGUUCCCAGUGUGGAAAGAGUUUCGCCUGGUUAGGGAGCCUGAAGCAGCAUGAGAGGAUACACACAGGGGAAAAGCCUUUCCAAUGUUCCCAGUGUGGAAAGCGUUUUACCCAGUUAGGGACCCUAAAAGAGCACGAGACAACACACGCACAAGAAAAGCUCUACCAAUGCUCCCUGUGUGGAAAGAGUUUUAUAAAUUUUACACAUCUGAAUAAGCAUGAAAGUAUACAUACACAGGAGGAGAAGACAUACCACUGCUCUCAGUGUGGAAAGACAUUUUCCCAGUCAGAGGACCUGAAAACACAUGAGAGAAUAGAGAGGCUGUGUUCUGACUUAAGUUUUUGACCUGAGAAUUUAGGUUUUCGUUUAUGCCAAAUGAAAUCAUAUUGUUAACAUGAAAUCAUUAACAAAAUAGACCUACUCUUUUCAAGUUUUCAUCUGGAGAUGAUAAAUACUAUAAAUGAUAAAUACUAUACUAUAAAUACUAUAUACUAUACUAACCUUCAUCCAUUGCAUACGAGUAUAAACCCUCUACUAUUGUUCAUUAUAUUUGGGGGAUAUUGCUAAAUGUUAAUUAUUAUAUAGAUGAAUGGAGUUUUGCAUUUCUUGAUUCUAACCUUAAACCUCUGGGAUUUGAUGUGAUCUGGCUUUUCGCUAAAUGAAUUUGAUUGAAUACA
Messenger RNA from Oncorhynchus kisutch (coho salmon), 1589 nucleotides. Its product is annotated as zinc finger protein 3-like. Gene Ontology annotation, cellular component: chromatin; transcription regulator complex; PcG protein complex. The transcript is spliced from 3 exons. Bases 1 to 1257 code for a protein of 418 amino acids. Lineage: Eukaryota; Metazoa; Chordata; Actinopteri; Salmoniformes; Salmonidae. Gene Ontology annotation, biological process: regulation of transcription by RNA polymerase II. Gene Ontology annotation, molecular function: RNA polymerase II cis-regulatory region sequence-specific DNA binding; DNA-binding transcription factor activity, RNA polymerase II-specific. The record is from RefSeq and is a predicted model, not a curated record.